Rhopalosiphum maidis (corn leaf aphid) is the source of this 433-nucleotide messenger RNA. RefSeq names its product mitochondrial import receptor subunit TOM7 homolog (gene Tom7). Bases 116 to 283 code for a protein of 55 amino acids. NCBI's taxonomy places the organism in Eukaryota, Metazoa, Arthropoda, Insecta, Hemiptera, Aphididae. The transcript has 3 exons. Gene Ontology annotation, cellular component: mitochondrial outer membrane translocase complex. Gene Ontology annotation, biological process: protein import into mitochondrial matrix. The record is from RefSeq and is a predicted model, not a curated record.
CAAUUUACAUUGGUGCUUAAUGCUUAUAAUUUUACAAAUUACACAUUUAUACAAUAUACAGCAUCGUAUUCAUUUUUAAGUCCAAAAAUCCAAAAAAAGUUCAAAAUAAACGAAAAUGGGAUUAUUAAAACCAGGAAUAAAAUCUCGAAUGGAGUCAGUCACCGAGUUUGUCAAAACUUCUUACCAUGUCGCCUUUAUUCCAUUUGUUAUAUAUAUGGGUUUCAAAAAAGGACCAGAGGUUGGUGGCCCAGCAUUUGGACUUUUAAGCCUCCUGUGGCAGUAAUUGAGAAAAAAUUCUUCAAAUCCGUCAAGACACAUUUAUGUAUAAUUUUAGAAGAACAAUGGUUUAUACAUUAUUUGUGUUUUAUAUAAACUAGUUAAAUGUCAUGCUGCCUUUACCUUAAUGUUCUGAAAUAAAUUUGUUAAAAUGUGA